UCCAAUGGCCAAACAGCAGACAUGAGUGCAAUGGGAACCGCAAUGUUCACUUGCAUCGUCUGGGCAGUGAAUGCACAGAUCGCUUUAACCAUGAGCCUCUUCACAUGGAUCCAACACGCCUUGAUCUGGGGAAGUAUCUUCACCUGGUACAUCUUCCUUGCCCUCUUCGGCAUGUUACCUCCAAAAAUAUCAGGCAACAUCUUCCACAUGCUCCUCGAAGCUCUAGCACCUGCGCCAAUCUUCUGGCUCACCACACUGCUGGUCAUAGCCGCCACAACACUUCCUUGCUUAGCUCACAUCUCCUUCCAGAGAUCGUUGAACCCUCUGGACCACCACAUCAUCCAAGAGAUCAAGCAUUUCAAAAUCGACGUCCAGGACGAGCGUAUGUGGACAAGAGAGAGAUCCAAUGCUCGACAAAAGACCAAGAUUGGAUUCAUAGCUCGUGUAGAUGCCAAGAUCCGCCAGCUGAGAGGGAGACUCCAGAAGAAACACUUAAUUCUGAGUGUUGUGAGAGGUAUGAGUGGUACGAGCGCCUCAGCAUCAAGUGAGACGACAACGACCACCACACAUCAUAGUUGAUCCAGUAUAUAACAUUAACAUACACUCAGCAAGAAGAGAUUCAUAUACUUUUUAUAUAUAAAGAGAAAGAAAGAAAGUGGAGAAUCUAUUUUCAGGAAAUACUGAUAAUGUCUUUGAACCAUUUGAAGCUUUUUUCUAAUGGAUCCUUUCAUCUUCUGUUCAACUGAGUAAACCUUAUAGCCAGCGACUCUUCUCUUCCUCCUCGAUUCCGGAUCGCUGAAACUCCAGCUUCUUGACGCCCCACCAUCUGGAAUGCUUUUGCUUUUCUUUACCUUCUUCUGGUAAUCGUUUGUCUGAUCGGCAGCUGGGAGGUUUCCAGACGCGGUUGCGGCUGAUGGUUCCAUUUCUUUGUAAUAGUUAUCCAUAGAGGUGGGUUCAUGAUUUGUGUUUUGGUCUAAAGAACAAGAGACUUUUGGUCUUUUACAAAG
Molecule: messenger RNA, 1007 nt
Organism: Brassica oleracea var. oleracea
Lineage: Eukaryota; Viridiplantae; Streptophyta; Magnoliopsida; Brassicales; Brassicaceae
Product: putative phospholipid-transporting ATPase 7
Exons: 2
Coding region: 22-579 (185 amino acids)
Biological process (GO): phospholipid translocation
Cellular component (GO): plasma membrane
Molecular function (GO): ATPase-coupled intramembrane lipid carrier activity
Source: RefSeq, a predicted model, not a curated record